CAAAAUACCCAAGUUGCUCACCAAGCAUAUGUUUCAACUUAGAACUUAGAAGGUAAAGCAAAUAGUGCAAGGUGUGAGUGUUAAAGCAUCAUCAUGUCUGGUACCGAAAUCCCCCAAGUGGUGCUUAAAUCCUCCUCCAACAAAUGCAGCAUGCCAGUGAUAGCACUGGGAACUGCAGCAGAUACUAACAGAAGCAGUGGAGAAACCACCAAAGUGGCAGUAAUAGAAGCCAUCAAACUUGGCUACAGGCACUUUGACACUGCAUCAAUCUAUGGAUCUGAAGAGGCCUUGGGAGAAGCCAUAUCUGAAGCUCUUCAUCUUGGUCUCAUAAAGUCCAGAGAGGAGCUCUUCAUCACCACAAAGCUUUGGCUCACAGACAAUUUUCCUCAUCUUGUUCUUCCUGCUCUACAGAAAUCACUUCAGAGGCUGAAAUUAGAAUAUUUGGACCUUUAUUUGAUCCAUUGGCCCAUCAGUGUGAAGCCUGGAGAUUGGGAAAUUCCAUACACUGAAGAGUUAAUAACUACAUUUGACUUAAAGGGUGUGUGGAUAGCAAUGGAAGAAUGCCACAAACUAGGCCUUGCAAAAUCUAUAGGAGUUAGCAACUUCACUUGCAAGAAACUUGAAGAUCUACUCUCAUUUGCUACCAUUCCUCCUUCUGUUAAUCAAGUGGAGAUGAAUCCUGCUUGGCAUCAGAAGAAGCUAAAAGAAUUCUGUGAUGCAAAGGGUAUAAUCAUAACUGCAUUUUCUCCUCUGGGAGCUAAAGGGGCUAGUUGGGGUUCCAAUGUAGUCAUGGACAGUGAAAUACUCAAGGAAAUUGCAGAGGCCCAUGGCCGAACUAUUGCUCAGGUAUGUCUUAGAUGGUUGUAUGAACAAGGCGUAACUAUCGCUGUGAAGAGUUACAACAAGGAGAGAAUGAAGCAAAACUUAAAAAUAUUUGAUUGGUCACUUACAAGAGAUGACCAUGAAAAGAUUAAUCAAAUUAAUCAAGUUCGUGUCAACAAUGGACCAGUUGUAUUUGUUGCUAACCUUUGGGACGGGGAAACUUAGGUUAUUUGAUAUUUGGUUCAAUAAGUUGUUAUCUUCUCAACAGGUUAUUAGUGUUUCAAUUUUGUUAUAUAUUAGUGUUUCAAUUUUGUUAUAUUAGUGACUUGGUGUUGGGGUACAAUGAUGCACAAUAGCCUUCAAAAGAUCUUGGAAACUGGAAUAAGUGGAGACAAUUAUAGUUCACAACCAACUUUCUUUGUAUAUUUUUUUUUUUCCUUUUGCUAUGGUUAUCUUUGUAGUUUGUAUAACAAAUAUUUGUGCUUAUGCUUAUCUAUAUAUCCUCUUCGAUCCUAAA
Molecule: messenger RNA, 1339 nt
Organism: Cajanus cajan (pigeon pea)
Lineage: Eukaryota; Viridiplantae; Streptophyta; Magnoliopsida; Fabales; Fabaceae
Product: NAD(P)H-dependent 6'-deoxychalcone synthase
Molecular function (GO): oxidoreductase activity, acting on the CH-OH group of donors, NAD or NADP as acceptor
Source: RefSeq, a predicted model, not a curated record